Messenger RNA from Cervus elaphus (red deer), 4972 nucleotides. It is a transcript of the gene MYMK, whose product is annotated as myomaker, myoblast fusion factor. The record is from RefSeq and is a predicted model, not a curated record. The transcript has 5 exons. The coding region runs from base 94 to 759 and encodes 221 amino acids. Lineage: Eukaryota; Metazoa; Chordata; Mammalia; Artiodactyla; Cervidae. Gene Ontology annotation, cellular component: plasma membrane.
GGGGGCCCCCACUGGAAGGAGCAGGCCCUGUCCCUCUCUUCUCCCUGCCCUGGGGACCCCGGCGGCCUGCACCCCGCCUCUCCUCCCCAGCCCAUGGGGACGCUCAUGGCCAAACUGCUCCUGCCCACAGUCAGCAGCCUGGCCUUCCUCCCCACGGUCAGCAUCGCCGCCAAGAGGCGGUUCCACAUGGAGGCCAUGGUCUACCUCUUCACCACGUUCUUUCUGGUGCUCCACCAUGCCUGCACCGGGCCCGGCCUGUCAGUCCUCUGCUUCCUGCGUCACGACGUCCUGGAGUACUUCAGCGUCUACGGGACGGCCCUCAGCAUGUGGGUCUCGCUGAUGGCGCUGGCCGACUUCGAUGAGCCCAAGCGGUCGACUCUCGUGAUGUUCGGCGUCCUGACCAUCGCCGUGCGGAUCUACCACGACCGCUGGGGCUACGGCGUCUACUCCGGCCCCAUCGGCUCGGCCAUCCUCAUCAUCGCGGCCAAGUGGCUGCCUCAGAUGAAGGAGACAAGACGCCUGUUUCCGGACAAGAGCGUGUACACCCAGCAGAUAGGCCCCGGCCUCUGCUUCGGGGCCCUGGCCCUCAUGCUGCGCUUCUUCUUCGAGGACUGGGACUACACCUACGUCCACAGCUUCUACCACUGCGCCCUGGCCAUGUCCUUCACCCUGCUGCUGCCCAAGGUCAACAAGAAGGCCGGAAGCGCGGGGCCCCCCGCCAAGCUGGACUGCUCCACCCUCUGCUGUGCCUGCAUCUGACCGGGCGUCCUGGCUCCGAGCCCCGCUCUGCCCCGUCCCCAGCCUGCCGGGAGCGCCUGUCCUGCCUGACCCGGAGGAACGUCCCUCCUCGGAGCCUGAGGCCUCUCCAGGGCUUUGGGAAGCACAGGCCAGGCGCUUCCUGAGAAGCCACUUCUUAGGGGUGCUAAGCACCACGCUGGGAAGAAAAGAAUUUUCUCCCUUCUGCUAAGCCAAGGUCCUGGCAGAUGGGAGUGUCUGCAGAGCCCCGGAGCCAGCGUCUGCCUACCCCUCCCCCUUCUCUCUCCACCCAGUCCCAGCCACAAGGGGCCCUGCCCACCGUCCCCGGCCGUGUGCCCCCCACGUCACCCGCCACCUGUUUUCUCUUGGCAACCGGUCUGCCCACUGCUGACCUGUGCCCUCAGGCUCAGCGCGCCAGGGCCAGCCAGGCCGCUCUGUCCCUUGCUGCCCUUCCCACCAGGCCCCUGAAUCAAGCCAUCUGCACGUCCUGUCCACCCUCCUCAUUUCAUCCAGUCCUUGAAGCAAGUCUGAGUAGAUGGCAAGUUCAAGGCCCAGAGGUAUCCUACUUUGAGGGGGAGAGAAGGUUGGAAAGUGAUGUAGGGUUAAGAUUAUAGUACAAAAGUCACUCAGUCAUGUCUGACUUCGCGACCCCAUGGACUGUAGCCUGCCGGGCUCCUCUGUCCAUGGGAUUCUUCGGGCCCCAAGCUCGAGACGGCAGGGCUGACCUCAGCCCACUGUCCCUGGGGCCUGGCACCACUCCGGGCACCUCACUCUGGAGCACCUACCGAGCCUUCGAGUUCCCACCCAGGGUGGGCCCAGGUCCGGAACCCCAAGCGAGGCCGCCGGGUCCCCAGGCUGGCCCCACGGGGCAGGGCUUGCCACCAUGUGCAGAGGUCAGCCCGCUCCCAUCCAGGGCCCGCCGGCACCGCCCGGUCGUGGGGGCGGGAGCCAGCCGCCCAGACAUCACCUCACAAAGCCGAGGCUCCCAGCUUCCCGAAUGAUCCGGGCACAUUCGUCAGGCAGGAAGUUACCUACACCUGUCUGGGGCCUGUUUGUGUUUCCAGACGUGCAGCUGCCCACGUCCGUGCCCACCACGUGGGGCGGCCCCUGGUGUGUCCUGAAGUCACCCCGGCCACGCUUCAGGGAGACAGCUGGACCAGGCGGCCCCUGCAGCCUGGCCCCCGUGUGUCUGUGGGCCCCCUUGACUGGCCCCAGGGUCCCGCAUCCUGGGGGCCUGGACACUCGCAGCCUGGCCCUGGCCCCACCCCUUUCUGUCUCCACAGUCCGCUAGUGGCAGAGCGGCCCCCCACGCUCAGGGUCCUCACCACGCCUCAUGGGGCGAGAGCUCGCUCAUCACAGCUCCUGGGCCGUGACCCAGACGCGUCCCCAUGGGAGGGCACAGAACACGGGGGGCCCCCGGCCCAGGGGCGGGCAGGUGACGCCUUGGUCGGCUUCGGGCCUUUCUGUGGGGGUGUGAGCACGCGUGUGCACACACAGACACGCACGCACACCUGCGGAGGCCUCGGGUCUGCCCCUCUGGCCUCCCGGUUCCACAGGGGGAGACGCACGGCUCAGCACCAGCUGGUAAGGCAAAGGACAGACUCUGCGGGCCACGCGGGUGGAGGGGAGCCAGGCGGCAUCACUCCAUAAAUCUGCAAGGUGGCCGGCCCCUGCCCACCACCUCCCGCCGUCCCCCGACCAUCUCCCCAGCCCAUCACCUCCCUCCCAGCCCCCCCGGGCCCUCCCAGCGAGCGCGCCCCAGCUCCCAGCCCCGCGGCAGUGCAGUGCGUGGAAAGUUGGAGGCCGCAGCCUGCUCCCGAGCGGGGAGGAGGCAGGGGCCUGCCAGGCGCAUAGGGGCUGCACCCACAGGCUGCUCACUGCGUCCGCCCUGAUUUAUGAGGCCGCCUGGGAGCCUGGCCAAGUCUGUAAGUCACGGACAAUUAGGAGGCGCGCUCCAGGCCUCAGCCCCGUCUGCCUCUCGGGCUCCAGGCCCGACUGCGCCCCUCCCGAGCACCGCUGGCCCCCGCAGAGACCCCCUCGGAAGGUCCCAGGGGCGGGUCUUGAGCCCACUUUGCAGAUGAGGACCCUGACGGUCGGGGAGGCAGCAGCUGGCCCUCAUGUCUUGGGCACAGAUCACUGACUUGGUGGCGGUGCCCAGGGUCUUGCCAGACAUCCCAGAGGCAUCUUCCUCUGGCUUGAAGGACCACUUAGGCAUCUUGUGGGGUGGAGGGGUCUACCCAAGGGUCAGAGGGGCAUGCCCAGGAAGGGGAAGAGAGGCAGCCCCCCCAACACCCCAAGACUGACAAGGACGAAGUGUGGUGGCCUUCACUCCAACACCUCCGGUCGCAGUGUGAGGGAGUCCUGGGGUCUUCAGGUCCCUGGAAUCUGAGACUCAGGUCCCUGGUGCAGGAAGCGCCCCCUCCCCAGGCCGUCCCGGGCCAUCUUGGGCUCCAGACAGGACUGCCCCUCCCACCCAACCCCGAGGCAGGGAGGACUGGGGUGCCUGAGUCCUGAGAUUUCUGAGAGUGAGUGCCUGGAAAAGUCCUCCGAGAUGUCACUGGAGGCCUCGAGAGGUGGCGUGCCACGGAACUCACUUAAACGGUGGAGAUGCUCACCCCGACCGGGCAGCGUCCGCCUGACACACAGGCUCUUUGAGAGGUGAGCCUCUCAAACGUGCCUGGCAGAGCUGGCUCUUUAAAUGUCAGCUGAGUCUAAUUGAUCUGAAAGUAAAUAGCCACACGGGUAGGGUUGCAGAUAAAAUACAGGAUGCCUGGUUCUAUUUGAAUUUCAGAUAAUAGAUAAUUAUCUUGCCUCAGUGUGUCUUACAUUCGGAGCACACUUGCAGGAGACCUACUUAAAAAUGGCUCUAUUCCUCUGAAAUUUAAAUGUAACCCAAUGUCCUCUGUUUUAUGGGGCAUCCAGCCCCCAUGGCUAGAAGGUCCCCACAGGGCAGCGCGUUUGCAGGAGACAAAAGGAUGGGCAGCUCCCUGGACACAUGGGUUUGGGUGCCCAGGGCUCACCCAGGCAACACAGGCAGGGAGGCUUUAUUGCCCAGUUCAGGCUGUCGCCUGGGCCGGGCGAGGCGGGGGCUGGGCGGGUACAGGCCCGCACUGGCCUCUCGGGGCCUGGGCUCAGCUCCCAGACCCUGCGGAGCAGCCGGUGCCUGGCUGAGCACACGCGUGCCCCAGGCCCACGCACACACACAGCCCCCCUCCCCAGCCCACUCGGAGCCCCGUCGGGGGAGGAGGAGGGGGGCUCCCCGCACACCUCCCGGGUCCCAAACGGAGAAGUACUAUAAACAUUCGCAACAACGUAGACAAAACAGUCUAUUGUAGCGGGCCCCUCCGCCUCCCCCCGGAGCUGGGGUGAGGUUGGCAUGGCGUGGGGAGGGCUCGGGCCCCCGCCAGGGCGUCCGCUGUUUGCACAAGCGGAGGUGUUUUCGUCUGAGUGCUGUGGCCUUUGUCACGUCUGCUACUGAGAUUUCCUGUCUCUGCUAUUCUCUUCCCAGCAAGACCAUCUGAAACCCAAAACUUUUAUUGCCCCUUUAAAAGCCGGCUUUACGGCUCGCCAUCUCCUGCAUCCCGGUCUGUUCCUCCUCCUCCUGCUCCGAGCUGCUGCGAUUGUAGUUAGGGGAGGCCUGCUGGGUGCUGUGCUGUGGCAGGAAUUCGCCCUGGUCUCCGCCGCAGGGUCUUGGCGGCAGGAGCUGCAGGGAGGAGGGCCAGGUAUGUGGGCAAGACGAUUCUGCAGAGUCGGCAGGAAGCCCCGGGGUGUAAAACUCAGGCCUGCAGCUUAGCUGGUUAGCACACAGAGCCGAGAGCAGGGUCCGCAGAGACACACUGCACGUGACCCCGGGGACCUGGCCACCCACCUUGAGGCUCUGUGCCCUGGAGCGUGGGUCUUCCCAUCCCCGCGCCUGCUUUCCCCACCUUCGACGGGGAGCGGCAGCCCCUCCCUGCCCAGCUCUCGGGCCCAUGAGGGUGAAUUAGGUGAAUUAGGUCAGAGGCUGGCUGGACUGAAGAGGUCUUGGGAAUAAAGAGAAGAAGGCAGGAGUAGGAGGCAGGAGGUGGGGGCCGGGGGGUUGGGAGGCAGUCGGGGUCCCACCUGUAGUUUCCCCGCUACGUCCCCGACCCCGAGGCAGGCCCACUGAGUCCCCCGGUCCUCUCCGCCUGAAUUCGUCCAUUUGUAAUAGCGCUCACUUCACGUGGGUUUUGCCAAG